ACGUCACCAGUACUAUGUCACAGCAUCAGGGCUUGUCGUUAACGCCCCCCUCGGCCCUGAUCAGGAAGUGAAUCUGUGGGAAAUAGAAAAACGGUCCCUAGAAUGACAUAGAAGCGGGUGAGGUGGGGUUGACCGAGACACCGGGACUAACGCAGGACUCGACACCUAUUUGGCUUCACCCAGGUGCAAAAGCACGUUAUCUUUGGAAGGCAUAAAAGCACCGGAGAAAAUGCUGAUUAAAGAAUUUCGAGUGAUCCUACCGAUUUCUGUGGAGGAGUAUCAGGUCGGGCAGCUGUACUCAGUAGCGGAGGCCAGUAAGAACGAGACGGGUGGAGGAGAGGGCGUUGAGGUCCUGAAGAACGAACCAUACGAGAAGGAUGGAGAGAAGGGACAGUACACACACAAAAUCUACCACCUGCAGAGUAAAGUCCCGUCAUUUGUACGGAUGCUUGCACCAGCGUCAGCACUGAACAUUCAUGAGAAAGCUUGGAACGCCUACCCAUACUGCCGUACAGUAAUUACUAAUGAGUAUAUGAAAGAGAACUUCCUCAUCAAGAUCGAGACGUGGCACAAACCCGACAUGGGACAGCAGGAAAAUGUUCACGGUCUAGACCCAGACACCUGGAAGAAGGUGGAGGUGGUGUACAUAGACAUCGCAGACCGGAGUCAGGUGGAGCCAAAGGACUAUAAACCAGAUGAAGACCCGACUAAGUUUAAGUCUGUAAAGACUGGAAGAGGGCCGCUCGGUCCGGAUUGGAAGAAAGAGCUACCUAAAAGGACCGACUGCCCACACAUGUGUGCCUACAAACUGGUUACUAUCAAGUUCAAGUGGUGGGGCCUGCAAAACAAAGUGGAAAACUUUAUUCAAAAGCAAGAGAAGCGCUUGUUCACUAAUUUCCACCGGCAGCUGUUCUGUUGGAUUGAUAAAUGGAUCGAGCUGAACAUGGACGACAUCCGCAGAAUGGAGGAAGAGACCAGGAGGGAACUGGAUGAGAUGAGAGUGAAGGAUCCAGUGAAAGGCAUGGUGGCUCUUGAAGACUGAAGCUGCUGUGUGUUCCUGGAUGCUGCGGUUCAGAAAGAUCAGACCUGAACUACUGGAGACCAGCAGCAUCACUCCCCUCAAUCAAAUCAAAGCAACAUGUCUUUUUAAUCGUAAUCAAAGUCCUUCAUCCAGCUCUUUUGGUGCAGUUUGUCCUGAGCAACCUUCAUAUCCUCCUUUCAGUCUGACAGUGGAGCACACUGACUAGUUAAAUAAGCUAUUAUUCCAGUUCUAAUAUCAUGCCCAGUUUAUGAAGUCUACCUACUUAAACAAUUACAGGGACGAUCAGCAGUUCGUCAUUUAUGAUGUCAGAUCAUUACCUUAAUAAGUGGAGCUCGGCAGAUUUGUGUUUUAAGAUGAGUUUAAUAUAAAGCAGAUGAUAUUUGUGUGUGUGUAUAUUCAGAAUAUCUACUGGCAGUUGAAUUAUUGUGACAGAUGUAUAAACAGGGUUAAGUAAUUAUUCUUCUUAUUUUUUUUUUUUGUGUGUGGACCAAGCCAGUUUUCCUUGUUUUGUUCCAAUCUGUAGUGAUUUGUUUUAAUUUCAUUUUAGCCAUUUUUUAACCUAUUUACCAGCUGAUCCAAGGUGUAAGUGUGUCUCUUUAUAGUGUAGUAGGCUACUGUACAAUCACAGUCGUGUCAGCCUGGCCAUUAAUUUAUUUGUAACAUGGAUUAUGGACUGCAAGUACAGUUCAUAUUUAAAUGCAAAACCCAGUUUAUUAUAAUCAGCUGAUCGAACAGUAUCACAUGUUUGAAAUAAGCUCAAGUUAAAAGUAUUCUUGUUUGUUAAUCAGUCAAUAUGAAUGGUUUCAUUGUCAUUUCUUCCAGUUUCCUUGUGUGUGCUAUUUUAGUCAAGUUAUUAUUAUUAUUAUAAUUUUUUUUAAUAAAAAAGACAGGUGUACAGUAGCUGUAGCUCGCCCUUCCCUUGGUUGUUUUUGAUUGGUUUACAAGAUCAGGCCCCUCCCUUUUCUUUAGUCAGCGACUGACUGACUGUCUUUGAAAGAACUUGAAGAGGCGACACUAAACCAUUUAGUCUUGACAUCUUUCUUAAAAGGUCUAUUAUUAAUAUAGAAACCUUUUUUUUUCCUGACUAUUUUGUCGCCACCAGAUGAGGUGCUCAAGGAGGAUAUUUUACGUUAUGCACAUAUUUUAUAAAUGUAAAAUUAUUUUCGUCUCACCUCCUUUCCAUUUUAUUAAAGGAUCGAUUACCGUACUUCCCCUUUUAUAACAUGUCUUGAGGAUAAAGACACAUUUAUCCAUAUAUUAGCAAUAAUACCUCCUUUGAAAAAACCUUCCAAUGAACAUGAUGUGAGAUAGUGACUUUAGAAGUGUAUAAUCCAUUCCCUCUCCGAAUGUUGCGUCAUUAGGACUUUAAUACAAAUAUAUUCUCACUUCCAAUCGCUCCUAGUAUUAUUGAUUUGGAAUCGGGUAAGGAAGGUGAAAUAGAUUGAGUAUGGGUUUUUAAAUCAGUCUUUUCUUAGUAAAGUGAUGUGUGUAUGGAUGUAUGUUCGUCUGAACUUCUCAGUGUUUCUUGUUUUCGCGUGAGGGACAUUCGACAUGUAAUUACAAUGAAGGUUUACACCCUUGUGUUUCUUUCCGCCAAUGCUCAGGACCCAUUAAUGCACACCUAAAUUCACUCUGACGAGAGUUAAAUUAUUCUUGUAGAAUUACAUCGAAUUCUUUGAAAUUCGUAGCAAUUACAUUGAAUUCUUAAGAGAUGAAUGCAAGUUUUAUGGUGUAGACUGCGCGUGGUAAAACAUCUUUACCGUCAUAAAACAACCAUCGAUACACCAGAAUUGUGUUGGUCCUGAGUCUAAUCAAAGUGAUGUAUGGAUGUAUGUAUUGAAUUGUAUAUAGUAUAUACAGUUUUGUUCAAAAUAAUAGCAGUACAAUGUGACUAACCAGAAUAA
This is a messenger RNA of Carassius auratus (goldfish), 2946 nucleotides long. Its product is annotated as phosphatidylinositol transfer protein alpha isoform. Gene Ontology annotation, molecular function: phosphatidylcholine binding; phosphatidylinositol transfer activity; phosphatidylcholine intramembrane carrier activity. Gene Ontology annotation, cellular component: cytoplasm. The record is from RefSeq and is a predicted model, not a curated record. Bases 230 to 1042 code for a protein of 270 amino acids. The transcript is spliced from 12 exons. Gene Ontology annotation, biological process: phospholipid transport. NCBI's taxonomy places the organism in Eukaryota, Metazoa, Chordata, Actinopteri, Cypriniformes, Cyprinidae.